Hyaena hyaena (striped hyena) is the source of this 1992-nucleotide messenger RNA. It is a transcript of the gene BLOC1S3, whose product is annotated as biogenesis of lysosomal organelles complex 1 subunit 3. Lineage: Eukaryota; Metazoa; Chordata; Mammalia; Carnivora; Hyaenidae. The coding region runs from base 97 to 687 and encodes 196 amino acids. Gene Ontology annotation, cellular component: BLOC-1 complex. The transcript has 2 exons. The record is from RefSeq and is a predicted model, not a curated record.
CUCGCCCAUUGGUUGGGGCUCCCUCGGUGAAGGCGGAGCUCUUCGGCUGCGUAACGGAUCCUGCAGGCUCGGAGCUUCGGUAAUCAGUUCGGCCCCAUGGCGUCCCAGGGUCGUCGGCGGAGGCCGCCGCGGAGGCCCGAGACGGUGGUGCCGGGGGAGGCGGCCGAGACGGAUUCGGAGCUCUCUGCGUCCUCGUCGGAGGAGGAGGAGCUGUACCUGGGCCCCUCGGGCCCGACGCGCGGCCGCCCCACGGGGCUGCGGGUGGCCGGGGAGGCCGCGGAGACCGACUCGGACUCGGAGCCCAGGGCCGCGCCGGGGGACCUGCCUCCGCUCGUGGUGCAGCGGGAAAGGGCCGGGGAGGCCUGGGGCGCGGAGGAGACCCCGGCGCCCGCGCGCACGCUGCUGCAGCUCCGGCUGGCCGAGAGCCAGGAGCGGCUGGACCACGACGUGGCGGCCGCGGUGAGCGGCGUGUACCGCCGCGCCGGCCGCGACGUGGCCGCCCUGGCCAGUAGGCUUGCGGCCGCCCAGGCGGCGGGGUUGGCGGCCGCUCACAGCGUGCGCCUCGCGCGGGGAGACCUCUGCGCGCUGGCCGAGCGCCUGGACAUCGUGGCCGGCUGCCGCCUGCUGCCCGACAUCCGCGGCGUGCCGGGGACUGAGCCUGAGCAAGACCAGGGACCGCGAGCUUAGCCGUAACCCCGCCUGACUCUGCGCCCUGGGGGUGGGCCUUGAGGCCUCUGGGACCUGGCUCUGUGCCCUCUGUAGCUCUCUUCCCAUCUUGCUGUCACCUUCAGGGCGACCCUUGCCCCCACAAUAACGCUGUGUGUGUGUGUGUGUGUGUGUGUGUGUGUGUGUGCGCGCGCGCGCGCGCGCAGAGGGGGCGGGUAAUAUUGUGCAGCCACGCCUCUAGCCCUGGAUUCCACCCUUUCACCCCACCCCCACCCCGCCCCGUCCUGUCCCCAUCUCUGCUCCCUGGUUCCGACCCUAUCCCUGAGGCUUGGCUCCAGCCCCUGGGUAACCCUGAUCUCUCUCCAUCCCGGGGGUCCCACCUUGCUCACCUUUUCUUGUGCUCUGCCUUUCUUGAGUUUGGUUUCCGCUCUUAGGGGCUGGUCUGUCUUCUUCGCGUAGAAUCGCCAGAAUCUGGCUCAGGUUCCCUGAUGUCUGUCUUCACUCCGUUGGCUCUGCCUCUGCUCCUCUCGCCCCCCUUCUGCAUUUUUUUUUUUAAAGCUUCUUUUGCUUUUCCCAUUCUACUUCUACUCCCUACGUGAUCCUGAGCUCUGUAGCCCCGCCCCCGCUAUGGCCCAAAAUGAGGUCCCCCGCCCCCGACUCUCCAGGCUGACAGUGGCACCCUUCAGGCGCUUAGCUCCCAUACAGCCUUGCCUGGGGAACUUUGGGCGCAUCGUGACACCAGUUUGCAGGUGAAGACCGCACACUUGGUGUCCGCUCACUAUGUUGGUCCCUGGAAGCCCCAGGGAUUUGGAUUUCUGACUCAGCUCGGGGAUCUGGGGUUAGCUGACUCUGCUCUCUCUUCGGCGCCCAGCUCUGGUCCCUCCGUCCUGUCCGCAUCUGUCCCCCUCCCCCACUUUUAAAUCCCAACCUGCAUCUGAGCCCUCCCCCCCCCCACCCCGGAAUAGAGACGUGAAAAAAAAAAGUACUCUGUGCCUGUCCUGUUAACACUCAAAACAUUUACUGAUGUGGAGACUUUGUCUUGUCAACCCAUCUUAGCUGGAGUAGGUUCGUUGGCGAUUUCUCAGAGAAGGGGGGCUCUGAGAGAGCUUUCAUUUCUGGCCUAUUGAAGGGGAAGCGGUCGCCGGGAAAUCGGGAUGUCUUGUUUUUUGCCCUGGGCUGCAUGUAUUCAUAUUUUGUUAAUUCAGCUCACCAUUGUGUGUCUGUCCUGUGCUGGGCACCGGGGGGCGCUGCCGCUGGGCCGAGCCUGCCCAGAGCUCCCAGUCCCCUCUAAGAGGCCGACAGUAAUAAAAUACUCUCCUAAAUGAA